This is a messenger RNA of Gallus gallus (chicken), 10346 nucleotides long. It is a transcript of the gene CCNY, whose product is annotated as cyclin Y. The record is from RefSeq and is a predicted model, not a curated record. Gene Ontology annotation, molecular function: protein kinase binding; cyclin-dependent protein serine/threonine kinase activator activity. NCBI's taxonomy places the organism in Eukaryota, Metazoa, Chordata, Aves, Galliformes, Phasianidae. The transcript has 10 exons. Gene Ontology annotation, cellular component: plasma membrane; cytoplasmic cyclin-dependent protein kinase holoenzyme complex. Gene Ontology annotation, biological process: regulation of cyclin-dependent protein serine/threonine kinase activity; regulation of canonical Wnt signaling pathway. Bases 6845 to 7708 code for a protein of 287 amino acids.
GCUGCAGUUCUCUUGCCUCGAGUAACUCAGGUACUUUUUUAAUGAUAUCUGGUGGAAAAUAAUAGGAGAUAUGUACGUAUGCUUAUGUCUUCUAGAGAGCUGGUAACAUCUAGCUGUAAUCUGAGGAAUUCUUUGACCCAGGAGCCUGCUUGAUCCCUGGAGAGAUCUCUACAGCAUUCUUCAAGAAAGAGUCUGACAGUAUUUGCUUACAGCUGGGAGAGGAACCUCAGAGUUCGUUCAGGAAAGCAGUUUUGUGUCAUGGCUAAAUAGCGUAACCUCUGCUUAUCUAACUGUCUGGAUCUGCUUUCUUUGUUCACCCACUAUAUUUUCAUUGGCUCCUUCUCUUCUCUUUUGUCUUUGUUUAUCCCUUUCGGCAGGGAUUAUUGUUUUGCAAGAAGUAAGCUUUCUUAUCCCAGCAGGUGAAGUUGUUAUUCAAGGCUGGGUCAUGAUAACUUUUUUUUCUCACAACGUUAAAAAACCUUGUGUUUAAGUGUAUUUUCCUAUGGAUCUGAAAACAGAUGGGAGGGAUAAAUCACUGUUUCUUUAUCGCAACAUGUAGACCUUAGCAUCAGAUACAUACCUAUGUAUCUUAAAUACCUAAUAUGUUGUACUUACCAUUAAUUAUUUCCAUCAGCUUCAUUCCUUGGAUUAAAAGAAAACAUUAUCAUCUCUGCUGUGGUUUAUGUAGUAUACUGGCCUAGUGAACGAUGGAGAAUCAAGAAUGAAGGUUGCUGUGAUGAACAACAUUCUCUAUGUAUUCAUGCUCUUGGUUACUAAUAUGUUAAUAAUGGGUGACUCGUUCUGUUUUCAAGCUCAGGCAGCAGUAAGGAGAUGUCUUCAGCUCUGUUUACAGAAAGAUGGAAUUAAACAGAAAGGAUUGAUGAGAUUUAGAAUGAAAGCUGAAGGAGAUUUGGAUAUUAAAUAAGCUGGCAAAUGCUGUAUCUGAAUCUUGGGAGCAGGAUUUAUUUUUAAGCUAAUUUAUGUCCUUUUUCCCUUAAUGGAAAUUCUCUUAUUUUCCAGUGAUAAAAGACUUUUAUUUUUAGAGGCAGUAUCUUGAUGCUGCAAGCUAGCAUUAAAAGUAAAUCUGUGAAGCAAAGCAAUCUCCAUGUCAACAAGAAAUAUUUGUAAGAGGAUUAAAAGCCCUUGAAACACAUUUGAAGAUGUAUGGUGAGUGGGUAGGGAAAUACUGCCUUAAUCAUUGGUCCUACAGACUGUAGGAGAAAUUUAAGUGUCCCUUUAUUUUAUUUUUUUUUUUUGCUUAAGUACCUCCCUCUCAGCUCUAAAACUCAUCUGUUGCAAAUGAGCGUAAAUGAACUCAGUGGAACUACAUUUAAGAAAAUCUGUCUGUUUUCCAAAGUGGUGGAUGGAGGCAGCUCUUGAUGUUAAAUCUGAGUGCUGCCUCAGUCUUCAGAACUGUAAGAAGAGAAAUGGAGAUUUUCGGCCAAUUUACACCUUGUAAGGAGUUAAUUUAGUUCUUGUAGUGAAAUAACUGCUGUAAGAUUUAUGGAAUUGAGUUUUCUAUUAAACUUGUGUUGUAUGUUAAUACCCCGCAACAAAAUCCUCUCUAUAAAGGAAAUCAGAGAUUCUGUAUGAAUGUAAAAGCCAUUAGGGCAUAGAGGCUCCUGCUGGGCACAUGUAACAAACAGAGCUGUUAUCAACCAGUCUUACUUUGCUGAUUUCUUCAUACCUGUGUGUAUGUGUGUAUGUAAUGGUAGCAGUCAGAAAGUAGGCAUCUUUCUGGAUUCUGAUCCUUACUCCAUGGUUUGCAGAGAAUAUUUUCAUUUUCACCACUCCUGGCUGAAAACUGUUUUCUUCUGUGCUUGCAGGUAAGGUGUGAAGGACACAUUGCUGAGAAGUGCCAGUUAGGCCUUGCAAGGUGUGUCCUUGUUAGUGUGGUUUGUGGGGAUGUAAGUAAGACAAGAUCAGCAACUUUGCUAUUCUACUGAAUACAAAUUUAGCAUUAAACCAUCUGUUUGACUUUCUUCUGUCUUUCUGGGGGACGUUCAGCCAUGUCUCUACUUAGAGCUUCAUUUGUAGUUGCUUUGAAAGUAGUUAUGACCUUGAGCUAUGGAAAUCCUUUCUCAUCUUUUCAACCCCCUGCAGGUUUUAUCAAAGGAUAGAGUUUUUCCUUCUCAAAUAUUUUCUCUGUAAAUGUGUGUUUAGAAGGUAGCUUAUCAACUGCUCUUCUCUCUCCCUCUCUGCUUGCAGACUAGGGGGUUGCUACUGCUACAUUCCUUUCUGUGGAGCAUUGGCUGCACUUGCUUGCAUUGUAGUAUGCAAAAAUAUUCCCUAUGUAAGACUGACUUGCAGAAAGGCAAACCAUUUGAUUACUCUAUAAGAUUGAAAAAAACAUGCAAAAUAAGCUUUUAUGGAAUUGUACCUUCUUCCUGAAAGUGCAUUACAGACUUGUUUGAAAGUGCUAUAUCAGAUUGUAGAAGAGAAUUCAUAUAGUCCAAAUCCUACAUUUGAUCAAGCCAGAUGGCUGAUGGCAGUGGCUGUUCCAGGAACGUGUGCUGUAUUGGAUGAAUAGCCUUACACAACUGAAAAAUACCUGGAAACGUGUAAAAGACAUGGAGACGUAAUACAAUUGUGUUUGGGUGUGAAAUUAUUUUUAAAGGAGAGAUAGCAUUAGCCUUAAAAUUUAUUUAAAUAAAAUAAAUUAAAUAAAAAGGCUUGUUUAUAAACCUCUGUAUUGGACUUGCAUUGCUUCUGAUAUUAGGAAGUAAGUUUGCCUAUGGAACUGUUUUAGAGUGUGCUCCUGCCUGCUUCCCAGGCAGAAGGGCAAAAGCUAUGGAGUCCUACAGAAAUACGCUGCUUUGGGAGCAGCAGACCUACUUAGAUAUUUGAUACCUUAAUGUUGCUGGGCCUAGGCUACAUUGAAGAUCUAAGAGAAUACCGUGAGAAGUUGUUGUUGUCAAGUAGAAUGUUGAAAAAUGCAGACUAUUUGUUGUUUGCUCAGUGUUUUUCUUAACUAAAAAAUCCUACUUCUGAAAGAUGGUCCUCAUACACCAAGAAGAUUCACAGGGACACACAAAUCAAGUUACAGUUUCUAUGUGAAAUGUGAUUUCAAUCCUUAUGCAGUAAAAUUGCAUGCCCUUACAGACAGAGGUUUGCUUUUGGCCUUAAAGAAAAGAGCAUGGGGUCAACUUUCCCAGAGCCAGCUAUGGAAAUGGCAUAGGCUUUCUGAAAAACAUCAUUAGUUAACUUCAAUCCUUCAGUCCUUGCCUCAUAAUUUGUGAGGGAGAUAUAGGUCAAACUUAGAGUCUCUGUGGGUUGUUUUGGUUUUGUUUUCUUUUUGCAUAGAGUGCUGGAGGGUGAAUUGGGUUUUACAUGGCACAUAAAUACUGUUUGAUGGGAGGAAUGCAGUGUGUGCUUUAAGUCCUAUCUUAGUGCAGCGGGGUUCCUUAGCUACAGGAGUGUGCAAAGCAGAAAAGAAAAUGGAAAUGUGAACUUCUCUUAACAGAUAUAGUUCUGUUGCUGCGUGUACUGGAGAGCAUUGCUUGUACACUGAAAAGAAAAGUGGUUUUAUACAGGGGAAUGCCUGCUGCAGAACAAAAGGAAGUAUUUUCUUCUAGAAAACGUGCUUUGCACUUGGUUCUUUAGACCGCUUUAGUAAUUACCAAAAUUACAUGCUCAAAAAUAAGGAAAAUUUAGAGCAGAAACUAAAGUUGAGAUGAGGGUUAGCCAUGGGAUUAAAGUGGAUGUGCAUAUCAGAUGUGAUGGUGCCUUAAAGUAGUAUGUUGGGGGAAGGUGGAACUCUCCCCUCCCCACCUGCCCUUGUGAUUCCCUCCAUGGGGCAUAUUCAGUGAGGACAAAGUAUGGCAAUCUGAGACCGCAGCCAAGUGUUUGUACAUGGGUGGCAUUAAUGUUUCAGUUCCGUUUCAUUUUGAAUGAACUGAAGAACCUUUUCAAAGAGAGCAUUUCAAGAAAGAUUAGCAUUUAAAAUAUUCAGUUCAGCAUAAUCAACAGGUGACAUUCUUAGACAAAGACUGUCUGUCGUGCGGGUCAAGAAAAUGCUUUUACUCUCUCCUCUUAUCCCAGUAAUAUUGAGUUGGUUUUAAAAAAGAUGUAAUUUCUAUAGAUGUCUAUUUGCAUACCUUGAUUAGAAGGUGCACGUAGGAGCAUAACACCUACAAAAUGUUGCCUUAGCGUUAUUUUUGAAGCCACCUCUUAUCCAGAUCAAAUUCUGAGAUUUGUAAUAUUCUCUAUUUUUAAUACAACUUUUAUCGUAGUUUUAAAGACCUCCCUUGUCAUUCCUGAGACUGCAGCAGGAGCUCUGUGUUGCUUAAUGCUUCUUGACAAAGUCUGGGUAUGAAAGUCAAUAGAUAUAAAGUGUUAUAAUUGUUAUUCUCCCAUCUCUCCACUUCUGGCCGCUUCCUGUGACCUCCGUGAGAUCUUUGAUGUUCCUUUCUCCUCAUUUCCUGAUAGUAAAAGUUUUAUACACACAUUAUAAACAACGCUAUGCAGCUUCGUAUGUCUACAGUUGGUGGAAAAGAGCCAAUAAGUAACAGCACCUCCAGUGCGGGUGUGCGGUGUGGCACACGAAAUGCCCGCUGUUCUCUCUGGUGUGCUCAGCAGCAGCCGUGCUGGGCAGCAUGCAGCACACGGUGUGUUCGUGCUCAGAGGUGACUGCACUUAAUUACUGGUGAACAGUCAGAGUCCACUUACAGCUUUAAUCUUGCUAUUGUUUUCUUACUGGCAUUGCUCAGUGACCGGCACUGAGACUUUAUCUAAGCAGAUAGAGCGAGUCCUUUUGGUGUUUACCAUCUCUGUUCUUUCUUCUGUUUUAACUUUGUUAGUAAGGAAGGGAAGAACAUUGCUCUAAUUAAAAAAAAAAAGAAUUGCAAACAAGUGUUCAUUUUGUUAAUUCCAAUUUGUGUUUAUUCUUUUAAACUUAUCUGCUAACCAAGAUAUGUAACCAUUUUCUCCAUGAAGCUGCUCUUCUGUCAUUUAAUAGAAUUAAAUUAGACUUCAGCCUAUUUCUAAGUAACUCCAAAUCUAUUUGUGUUGCCAUUGGGAUACUCUUCAUACGUUCAUUACUAAUUUUCAUGCUUAGAAGGAGAUUUUCUAUUUUACAUGAGCUCUGCUUAUUUUCUGUUUCGGUUGGACUUCCUUACCUCUUGCUGAUUGCUGCACAGAAAUCCCUGUAGACUGCUGAAAAAUCAUCUGCUUUCUGUAUGAUUGACUGUGUUUCCUCCUUCCUCUGAGUAGUUAAAUAUUCUGGUUUUGAAAUGAGUACAUUUUCAGAAGCUUCUUGUUAAAAUUGAAACCCUACCAAUUUCCUUCCAACAUUGUCCAUUUCAAGUGUUUUUUUAGAGCCCUCUUGGCUAUUUUCUGCUCUUCUCUUUCCUCUGUUGCUAUGUGAAAAAUUUCUUUCUGUAUCGAGUAAAUUCGCUGUUUGCUGAUAACAUCAAGAUGCUCUACAAUAUGCUCAUUCUUAUAUUGCAUUAAUCUGAGUAAUCCCAGUAACAAUGCCAGUCCUCUCCUGUACGUAUUUGCAUAUACGUGUUGCCAACUUAGGGUUUUAUGCUUACAUUACAAUUGUAUUAUCAGAUUAGGGUCUUUCCCUCCAUGGUUUUAAUAAGUAUGACUUGAGGCUUCUGGUUGUUUAUACACAGCAGAAUGUUAUAUUGAGAGCUGUAGGAUCCAAGAAAAGCAGAGCGAAGUGGUACCAAAGGCCAAAAAAAACUCUCAUGGAGAUUCUAAACAAAUACAGCGUAUCUUCUCUCUUUCUUUCUCUCCCUCUCUGUGUUACAUGUAGCUUGUUAGAUGUUUUAGUUAAGGUAGAUUAAUAUUUACAAAGCAAACCCAUCACCUUGGAGUGUAAGCGUGCUAGAAAACAAGAUGAUCAGUGUUUGUGUUACAUUAGGAAACGAAUCCGAGCUAACAAAUACAUAUGUUUUUAAAAUUUUAAUGUUUAUUAAAGAAAAGUUGGUGCCUAUGUUUGACUAAUGAUAUAAAAUCAUUGUUUUACAGUAGUGAGUUGUAAUUUUUAUAAGCUGAGUAAUUGGAGAUAAAAAUAAUUUUAAGCAGUUCCAUUAUAUCACCGGUUUUGAAUGGAGAAUUGUGCCUACGCAGUUAGGAGAGGCCUGGUACGUGUGCCAUUUGUAACUGGUGUUAAAUCAGAACAAAGGCAGCCACCUUUUUUCAAAUGGUUUUCCAAUUUAUUCAUUUUUUUCUGUUGUGCUUUGCACUUCACAAAGCAGGCAUCCACAAAGAGAGCAAUCAGAAUCUCCCUUUAAGGAAUACAGCACAAUAUGGCGGUGAGAGCAAUGCAAGCCUGUAUUAUUGUCAUAAGUUGGCCUCAGACCUUUGCUUGUUGCUGUAAUGCAGAGGUUGUCCAUUUCCUAGCAGAACUGCAGUCAGAGUGGAGGUGCAAGAAUGCUGAGAACAGAAAAGCUUCGGGGUUAGCCCUGGUCACUGUGGUACAUCAAUCCCUUUGGAGAAGUACUGGGUAUUUUGCCUAGCUCUAAUCUUUGCUUCUGUUCUGGAGAAACUUAACCUUUGAGUAAUAAAUUUAUUUAAUACAUUAUUUUCCUUUAGAAAGGUAAUUUAUUUAUGGAGUUUUGAAGAUUUUCUGAUUACUGAAAGUCCCAAAUUCUGAUGCUGUUUCCAGAUUAGCUGAUGAAACCUGUCCUUACUUUUAUCUCAAUGAUGUAAUCCUGAAUCCCUUUUAAGGGCUUGGGUUUUUCUGUUUAAUCUGCAGGCUCACAUCACAGUGUCUCCUUUCAAAGCUACUUAUGUGUGUACUGAAGUUAAUCACUGAUCUCAUUUGAGGCUGUGGCAGGCUGGAGCCUGAUUGAGUUUUAUCUCUGUCUGCUGUUAACGGGCUGAUGAUUUGAACAUGGAAUUCAACCCAUCAGACCAUCCACGGGCCAGUACGAUAUUUCUCAGUAAAUCUCAAACAGAUGUGAGAGAAAAACGCAAGAGUCUCUAUAUAAACCACCAUCCUCCUGGACAGCUGAGAAGAAAGUACAGUUCCUGCUCCACUAUUUUCCUGGAUGAUAGCACAGUCAGUCAACCUAACCUCAAGUAUACCAUCAAAUGUGUAGCUCUUGCAAUAUAUUACCACAUCAAAAACAGGGAUACAGACGGAAGAAUGCUCUUAGAUAUUUUUGAUGAAAACCUUCAUCCCCUUUCGAAAUCCGAAGUGCCACCAGAUUAUGACAAACACGACCCAGAGCAGAAACAGAUUUACCGCUUCGUUCGGACGUUGUUCAGUGCUGCUCAACUGACUGCUGAAUGUGCCAUUGUCACGCUGGUAUAUCUUGAAAGACUUCUAACGUAUGCAGAGAUAGAUAUUUGUCCAGCAAACUGGAAGCGAAUUGUACUGGGUGCUAUUCUGCUGGCAUCCAAGGUUUGGGACGACCAAGCAGUGUGGAAUGUGGAUUACUGCCAGAUCCUGAAAGAUAUCACAGUUGAAGACAUGAAUGAACUGGAACGCCAGUUUCUGGAGCUGUUGCAGUUCAAUAUUAAUGUUCCCUCCAGUGUUUAUGCCAAGUAUUAUUUUGAUUUGCGUUCCUUGGCAGAAGCAAAUAACCUGAGUUUUCCUUUGGAGCCCCUCAGCAGGGAUAGGGCAUAUAAACUUGAGGCCAUUUCCCACUUGUGUGAAGAUAAAUACAAGGACUUCAGGAAAUCUGCAAAGAAACGGUCAGUCAGUGCUGACAAUCUGACUGUGGUUAGAUGGUCUCCUGCUAUUAUCUCCUAACAGAGGAGGCUGGAAUAUUCCUACGGACGUACUGUUUCAUCCAUCCAGUUUUUUUGGGGGUGGGUUGGGGGGGGAGGGAGGGGAGAGAAAAAGACUUCUGUUUUUUUUUGUUUGUUUGUUUUUUUUUUAAUUUUUAAAUCUGUCAAGCUGCCUUUACAGUGCCUCCCCAUUGUGUAGCACAUGAGUAAAGUACCUAGUGGGAGCUGAAGUGGAGAAGCCAGUGUUUGGGAGAGAAGACGGGCGACAAUAUCUUUCUCACUUUCACUAACAGCUUUACUCUUUCCAUGAGGAAACAGCAAAUCGGGUGCUUGAAAGAAGAAACAAAAAAUGAAGUAGAGGCAGAAAAACUGUUUCAGAACUGUGCCAUUUUUCAAUGUGCUGUGCUUUUGAAGAGAAACGACAGCAUGAAAAUGAACCGUGUAGUCAGAUGACUGUGCACUAGAGGAGUGACGUUGGGAGAGUUCCAUCUUAAAGGUUUCUCUUAAUAUCUUCCUAAAUUUUUAUUUUUCCAUUCCUCAUUGCUGCUUCCGAGGAAAAAUUCUUCCCCUUGCACAGCAGCGAAUACCAAGUCUGUAUUUACAGUAGCACAAGCCCCUGAAUAAAUAGUGUUGUUUUGUUUUUUUCACUGCACUUUUCUCUGUAAGCUGUUAUUAGCAUUAUUCUUCGUAACUAUUAUGCAUAUGUUAUAUUUCUCUUAUGCCUUCUAUUGUAUUUCAAAAGAGAGAACUUGACCAUAGUGCUGAACCAAAAGUGUGUACAGGGAUCAGAAGAUCGUUUGUAAUUUCAUGAUGUGUUUUAUUUAUAGUAUACUUGCGUGCGUGUGCCUUCCUAAGUUCUUGGAAUCAAUUAUUUUUCCUUAAUACAAAGAUAACAGUUGUUAAAGUAUUCAGAUGAUGGUAGUUAGAAGACUUGGGCCAAAUCUCUGAAAUUCGCAACAGGUCUUGUGAUCCUUUUUGCAGAUUUUCAUAGCAUUAGAAGUUUAGCAGAAUUCAUUUAGAGACGGAUUUGUUUCGUAUGGCCUGACUGGUUCAUUCCUUCACCUCCAGGUCCAUUGUUGCAAGCAAUAUUCUUGAUCUGUAUGUGUUUACUUUAAAACAAAGUAAGUCUGUUUAUAUAAAAUAAAAAAUAAUUGUAAAAGUUCCACUGAGAAGGCCUACAGAAGAGCAGAAUACACAUUUUAACAAGGUACUUCUCACGAGUAGAUUUGGUUUUGAAGCUAAAAUCCAAACCCUCAUGUUUUUUUCAGCAUAGGCGCUUGUAGAAAUUAAAAAUAACCAAACCAUGAACAUAAUUUUCAACUCUAACUAUUAAGCUGUUUUGUUGUUGUUAGUAGUUCCUUCCUACCAUGGUUGUUGCCCCCUUGGGAUUUGUAAGAAGCUUUUAUUGAAAAUAAUUUGUCAACAGAGUGCCCAAGGGUGAUUAUUUCUCCUUUCCUUAUUUUUAUUCUUUUUUGCACGGUUUAGAAAGAUACAGUUGAAAAUUCUCAGUUCCCCGAAAUCCUUUCUUUGUGACUGUCACUGAAAUGAGUGGCAGCAGACUUCCCUGAUAUAUGCACUACUGUGGUAAACCGUAAAGAUUCCGUAUUUGUUUUUAUUAAGCCCUAUGGGCUUGUAGCAAACCUAGGGGCCCAGAGGAGCGCACUUCGCUUCAGUGCAGUGUGGAUCGGAUGCCUCCAGGUGGAGAGGCACUUGCAGGAAUGAGGUAGUGAUACCAAACAGUUUCUGUUAACCUUCUAAUGUGAUUUGCGUGGUUUGUGACAUGAAGGUUUUUUCCGUAUCUCCUGAUGUCCUUUGGGCCUUGAAAAUAUCUAAUUCUCAUCAUUGUUGUGCCAAUACAUGGGAACUGUGAGUCUCCAAGUCCAUUUUUCCCUUGAACAUGGAAUGUAAGGAAAGUAUAACAAUACAAAUGCCAACCAAAGCAUUUGAAACCUCUUUACAGAUGAUAUCAAAAGGAACAUUUUCAAAGCAUUUGAAAUUCAUCCUUUCUAAGCAUAAAUUUAGGCUUUAAAAUAUGUAAAAUAUUUUGAUUUAUCAACACUUUGCUAAACUAUUUUCCAUUUAACUUGAUAUCAGGUAUAUUGGUUUUAUCCAUUUCUGGGCGAUAGAGAUAUGAACUUUGGAUUAUGUAAAGAUCUCAAUGCAUCUUCUAUAAUUUUUGUGAAGUUUAUUAAACUACUUUAAAGAUUGUAUAGUCUAUUUAUUGUAUGUAUGUACAUACAGUCUGAUACUUUAAAAAGUGGAUUCCGUAAAACCUGGCUCAGUCUUGUUUAGACUAUUGAAUAUCGUUUUAGCCUUGUGCACUGGACUCUACCUCUGUAUAGGAGAAUUUUCCAUAUUCUUAAUUAGUCCUGAUUCUGUGAUUAACUUGGUUAUGUUUCUUGCACUAAGAAUUAAAAAAAAAUCUGCUGUAAGUGUGGAUUUUUUCUUUAAGUUUUGCUGUAUGAAUUCUCUACAUUUAAAUGGACAUUUCUUUCCCUCAUGGUUAUAAAAUAAUUCUUUGCUUUUCCUUCUGGUUUGUUCCAAGUUUGCCAAAAAAAAAAACACAACAGCAUCAGUACCUGUCAGGAAACCUGAGUAAGUGUCUUCUGUUUGCAAGUUAUUCUAUACCGUGUAAUUAAAAAAUGAAUUAUUAUUUAGGA